Molecule: messenger RNA, 796 nt
Organism: Didymella exigua CBS 183.55
Lineage: Eukaryota; Fungi; Ascomycota; Dothideomycetes; Pleosporales; Didymellaceae
Product: acyl-CoA N-acyltransferase
Exons: 2
Coding region: 147-761 (204 amino acids)
Molecular function (GO): acyltransferase activity, transferring groups other than amino-acyl groups
Source: RefSeq, a predicted model, not a curated record
CCAAGACUCACCCUCAAGAUGAACGUUGCGCGCUACGCUGAACUAUCUAGGCGACUCGAAAUUUAACGAAUCCAAUCCAAAAAUCGCUCCGUAAUUACUAUUACCUCAAAGGGACCACACAAGGUGCAAAAUACACUUCACACGCAAUGGCUCUCCAUGACCCAAUCGCCGACGCCAAAGCGCAGGAAGCGACUAACAAAUACGCCUUCCGUCCAGCAACAAUGGACGACAUACCAGCGCUGCAGCAGAUGAUUGGGGAGUCGUUGCGAGCGCUUGGGAAAGGGUAUUACACAGAUGCGGAGCUCGAUGGGUCGAUAGGGUUUCUCUUCGGUCCAGAUACAGUGUUGAUACGCGAUCAAACAUACUACAUCCUCCACCCCCGCUCGUCCCCUUCAAAAAUCGCUGCCUGUGGCGGCUGGUCCUUCCGCCAAACUUUGUACGGCGGGAACAACGCGCCCUCCUCCCUCCGCAUGCCUGCCAAGCGCGACCCCAGCACCGACCGGGCAUCAAUUCGGGCAAUUUUCACCUCGCCCUCAUUCGCACGCCAAGGGUUGGGGACGAUGAUGAUGCGGCACUGCGAAGCGCGUGCAGCCGAGGGUAACGAAGAGACAGCCGGGUUCGAGAGGCUGGAGAUGGGAGCGACCUUGUCGGGGGUGGCGUUGUAUGAGAGGUGUGGAUAUAUUAGGAGUGGUAGGGAGGACGUGGUCAAGUGUCCUAAUGGAGAGGGGAUUAGGGUUGUGCAUAUGGUAAAGGAUUUGUAGGCGGGGGGGGGGCCGUGAGGAUAGAUGGGAUUGGG